Molecule: messenger RNA, 3727 nt
Organism: Penaeus indicus
Lineage: Eukaryota; Metazoa; Arthropoda; Malacostraca; Decapoda; Penaeidae
Gene: Eip74EF
Product: ecdysone-induced protein 74EF-like
Exons: 14
Coding region: 659-3013 (784 amino acids)
Biological process (GO): cell differentiation; regulation of transcription by RNA polymerase II
Cellular component (GO): nucleus
Molecular function (GO): DNA-binding transcription factor activity, RNA polymerase II-specific; sequence-specific DNA binding
Source: RefSeq, a predicted model, not a curated record
GAAAGUACUCAUUUGUUGUGCGUAGCUGCGAGAGAGCCCAAGCCGCUCGUGCUCCGCCGUGAAGCUUCUCGCACCUGUAUCUUGUGACGCGCCCGUGACGUGUUAUGUGACGCCACACUUGUACACCACCAGCACACGUGCCGCCAGUUGUCUCUCUUGGACUGUCAGGAGCUGCCUGCUAAACUCCACAGUCCCUCCCUCGCUCUCACACACACACGACCCACUGUGCUAACGCCCGGGAUACCUACCUCGUGUGGAUGUUGUGCCUGUGCCCGCCAUGCAGUGUUCGGCUCGCUAUUAUACAGUGUUACACCGUGUCCUGACCGAGUCCUAGUGCCAUACCCAAGUGAUCCUCGGAGCCUGACCGCAGAGUCAUCCUUCGUCUCUGUGUACAUUAGCGUGCUACCCUGCCAUUGUGUGUACAAUACUGUGCUACAUUUGCUACUGUGUGUGUACUACUUAUCCUGUGUGAUAUACAGUGCUGUGCUGAUAGUGACCCCAAUAUACUACAACACCACUGGGUGUGUGUGAACCGUGAAUGACUUCUGUUCCUGGAUAUCUGUACUGGCUUCGAAACCUUCUUCUCACCUGAGCAUUGAUAUCCCCACGGAACUGACACCUACAAUCGUUUAAGGUACGACCUGUGAGUCCUCAGUGUAUGCAUGCUGGCAAUACAGUAUCGACUUCGUUCACAUUUCCCAGAUUAAAGAGUCCCGCCGACGUAAAGUUGUCACGGGUUCCUGGUGGCGGUGUUGCCUUUGUUCCACUUCGAGCCGCCCCCACCAUCAUGCCCUUUAUCGACGACAAUCUACUUUGGUGUCCCGACAACGACGGCAAAAUGGUCGACCUCUCUUGCCUGGAUCCUGGAGGAGGAAACGCUGCAGACAACAGCGCCACUCCAGGGGGACAUAACAAUGACCAAAUGACCCCAAUGGGAAUGGGGGUCAUCGGAGGCCUCGCCUCGUCUCACCCGUCCUCAGCCCCUGAAUGUGGGGACCUCGCCGAACUCUCACAGGCUGACCUUAAGGGACUCGUUGGCGAAAUGACAGAGGAUGAUGAGAUCUUCACAAGCAUCUCUGAUCCUAUCAUUGAACUUGAUAAUAUUUUUGCUGAGAUCCCGCAGGUCGAUGACUCGUUCCUGUCGGGGAAUCCUGUCGGAAACGAGAGAAUGAGAGGGCGAUGUGGGCGGGAGGAUGCCAUCCCCGCCACGCCCACAGAUUCGGCCAAGACGCCCUCAGACCUUCAUUUGAUACAGAUAAAACAGGAGUUGGAGCAGCUUGGAAGUAGCGACGAGGAACCCAUGUCAACCAGCACCCUGGAGGCAGUGUCCAGCACCAGCACUCUGAAUUCAGUCCUCCGCUCGUCGCCUCUCUCUGGCCCCAACCACAAUCACAAUCACCUCAUCUCCCAGCUCAUCAACAAUCCAAUGGCCUCUUCCAAUAGUAAUAACAAUCUUCACAACACAAAUGGCAACCAAUCUUUUGCCAGUUUGCUCAAUGACUCCGAGACAAACGGAGUCGGAAAUGGAUGCUCCAGCACCUCCCUGCUCCAGAAUGCCUUGCAGAACAACGGCUCAGCAAAUGGAUUGAUAGAUGCUCGCCACAUCAAAAGAGAAAAUUCUGUGGCAGCUGCUAAUCCCUUGCUAGCAGGACUUCUAUCUUCUCCCUUCGACCGACCAAUGGGCAGUCCGGUCACCAACCAGUCACCGACACAAACCCUGCCUGGUCUCCUUGGUCACAUCAAAGUCAAGAAGGAAGUGCUUGACCAUCACCAUGACUCCUGCAAAGUUGACACCGAUGGAGGUCGUGUGGUCGGCCCCCACCAUGCGGACACGCUGCACCACCACCACCACCACACCCACCACCAUCACCACCACCAACACCACCUCAACAGCGUGGCCAGGUCCAGGGAGCAGCUCCUGCAGGAGCUCAUCUCGUCGGGCCAGCAGAUGCCGCCGCACCUCCAGAGCUCAAGUAACAACAACAACAACAGCAGUAGUAUGUACAGCCCCGGCGCCACCUACCCGCCCCCUCACCCGGCCGCCCACACCGGACAUCGGACGGCCUACUCUGCCUCUCAGCCAAACACUUCCGUAGGAGGGUCCCUUCCCCCCUCGCCGGCGGACUCAGGCGUAUCUGACGUGGACUCUUCCAGCGGACACACCAGUAAUGACGAGUCCAAAACCAGACUACACCUCACAGUGUGUGGCUCCCGGACCCCGGACUCCCCGUCGUCGGGCGCCGAGGCAGGAGGAGGCGGCCUGCCGUCCUUCCACCCGACCUACUCUCCACAACAACUCCACAUUCGGUCCACGUCACAGCCGCCUCACACCCCCAACCCCUUCCCCAGGCCUCAAGAUUCUCAGGUGAUGGGCGGGUACGGCGGAGUGGGUGUGUCCGGCGGCUACCUCGAGGGCGGUUCCCCCGGGGGCGUGGCCGCCGCGUACGGCGUAACCUCCCCUCAUUACACCGGCCACUCCUCGGGCCUCACCUCCCCCCUGCUCGGCCCUUCAGCCUCACACAUGAACCACAUGGUCACCUCGGGCAUGGGCGCGGCUCCCUCCACGGCGUCCCCCUCCUCCUCGUCCUCUGCCGAAGACUUCUUCUUGGGCGACAUGGGCUUCCCUCCCAGGAUGAAGAAGAAGGGGCGCAAACCCAAGCCCGCGGACGGCCAAGGGCAGCAGCCGGGCAUGAAGAGGAAGAGCAGAGAAGGCUCGACAACUUACUUGUGGGAGUUCCUUCUGAAGCUGCUUCAAGACAAGGAAUGUUGUCCUAAGUACAUCAAGUGGACCAACCGCGAGAAGGGCGUGUUCAAGCUUGUGGACUCCAAAGCUGUGUCGAGGCUGUGGGGUCUCCACAAGAACAAGCCCGACAUGAACUACGAGACCAUGGGUCGCGCUCUUAGAUACUACUACCAGCGUGGAAUCCUGGCCAAGGUCGAUGGCCAGCGCCUCGUGUACCAGUUCGUGGACGUCCCCAAGGACAUCGUCGAGAUCGACUGCACCGGAGCGUAAGCGGAAGAGUUGAAACUCCACUGGGUCAUGGACCGUCGCCAAAUGCUUGCUACAAGUAGUCGCAUCGGGCCGAGCGCGAGUCGACAGUCGCAAGGCAUUGAGGAGCAGAGCGCGGCGACGACCUGGCGCCGCGCCCUCCCGCCCGCGCGCCCUGCCGAGGCUCAGCCGCUCAAGACGAAGUGAUCCCGACGGUGGUGGUGCAGUCGAGGCACAACACAGCCACCUGCGUCGUUCAGCGCAAUGGUUUCCUUCCGACAAUAAAAAGAGCCCGUGACGUUCAAGAAAAAAGUUUUUGUAAUAUAGAUAUUCUAUGAGAAAAGGAACUGAGCUUCCUGUAGCCUAUUUCUGUAUAUAUUGCCUCCAAUCUCUAUAUUGUAAUGACUAUCACUCGCCAUGAGUUUUGUAAAUAGUAUAUAGAUAAGAUUAAUGAUGAUAAUUAUUUUAUUACAUGCGCCUCUUAAUCGAAGUGGCAAGACUCCGUGUCGAACACUGUGAGGCUCAAUCUCCUCCUACCCCAUCCAGAAUGUGAUAGCAGGCAGCCCGCGGACACACUAUGAAACAGGGCUGAUCAGUGUAGGUUGUAGUGAGACGAGUCCGUAGCCGCGCCUCAUUCUUACAAUAUCCCUUGAGCGUGACUUGCUACUCGCGCCCUUACUACUGGAUCCAUUCGGAAUCGUAGCGUAUCUCAGACCAGUGACAUUAUAUAUAUAUAUA